This is a messenger RNA of Tuber melanosporum (Perigord truffle), 3019 nucleotides long. RefSeq lists its product as uncharacterized. The transcript is spliced from 4 exons. Lineage: Eukaryota; Fungi; Ascomycota; Pezizomycetes; Pezizales; Tuberaceae. Gene Ontology annotation, biological process: mitotic sister chromatid cohesion; synaptonemal complex assembly; replication-born double-strand break repair via sister chromatid exchange. Bases 463 to 2328 code for a protein of 621 amino acids. Gene Ontology annotation, molecular function: protein binding; chromatin binding. Gene Ontology annotation, cellular component: cohesin complex; synaptonemal complex. The record is from RefSeq and is a predicted model, not a curated record.
CCUCAUUUCAGACGACUCAGGCCGUCGCUCUUCACCACCACUCUUCCGUUCAUGCUCUACCAAGCUUCUUUCUUCAAUCCUAUCAUAACCCCACCAAUCCUGCUCCCCUUUUCCCCUUCCACCGUUGGUAAUCCUUCGGUGUGCUCCAGUUAACCGCCGCUGCUUCUGUCUUUUUGGCGCAUCGUCCUUCAUUUCCAACUCAUUUCUCCCACCUUUUUCGUCUUCCUGUCACGGCGCGCUCUGGUGUCGCGUCAUCGGUUGGCCAAUCUCCUUUUCCCGCGGCAAGGGGAAAGCCUAGACAAUAGUAGAGCGGGUAGCCGACCAAUUCGUCACCUCUCCCAGCCCCCGUAAUAACAAACGCGCCCACUUCCGUCCACGUAGGCUUCACCUCCUCCUCGCCUUGCAAUCCGUGAAAGUUUCUCCUCCCUUCCUCGCUUUCCCUUCACCCUCGCUACUGUCACUAUGUUUUAUUCAGAAACUUUGUUGUCCAAGACCGGGCCUCUGGCUCGCGUCUGGCUAAGUGCUAAUCUCGAGCGCAAACUCUCGAAAACACACAUUCUACAAUCUAAUAUCGAAUCGUCCGUCGGUGCUAUUGUUGGUCAGGACCAGGCUCCUAUGGCCCUGCGUUUGAGCGGCCAACUACUCUUGGGUGUCGUCCGAAUCUACUCUCGCAAAGCCAGGUACUUGCUCGAGGACUGUAAUGAGGCCCUGAUGAAGAUAAAAAUGGCCUUUCGCCCGGGCGAUGUUAAUUUGCCUGCCGGCGCUACUGCACAUACCGCUGCUCAACUCACGCUCCCCGAUGCCAUCACAGAACUUGAUUUGCUAUUGCCUGACCCAACCCUGGAUCUGGGUGACAUAGGCGAAUUACCCUUCGAUUCCGAUGCGCAUCUGUCUCGAAGGCAAAUCAUUACCCUUGCAGAGGACAGCAGCCAAUUUCUGCAGGAAUCCAUCGAAAUGGAAGUGGGGCGUAGGGGCCCCGAAGGGAAGGAUAUCGGCUUUGGUCUGCAACUUGAUGAUCUCGAUCUUGAUGUUGGCGACGAGGCUGAGACCCCAAGGCCACAGCGAGCUACCCCCGAGGUUGGAAGGAGAGAACUCCCGGCGAGGGAUUUUAGAGACGACCUGUUGUCGGAAACUAUGGAAGUGGAAUAUGAGGCAGAAGCAAAGAGGGAUGAACCUGAGAUAGGGCUUGCGCCCCCGGAGGAAGAUUUGGAAUCAGUUCAUGAAGCCCCAUCGAUUCAUGAUGUUCCGCAUUUCGCACGUGACUCUUCGGAAUCCCCGCUUUCUUCAGCCCGUAGCAGCGUUGUGCGCGACCUCGAGGCAGACCUUCAACAGCAGGGCAGUUUUGUGGAUAUCAGCUAUAUCGACGAGGCUCUUCGUGAGCCGAGUGAGGAACCGGAAGAGAUACUCGCACACCGACGCCAGGUGCGUGGGAGAAGAGUUAUGGUUGACUCUGUGACGGAAAUUCGCGCGAAGCAGAUUAAGGCUCAACAGGAAGAUCGCAGUAAGAUUUUGAUUGAGCCUAACUUUUUGCCCAGAGAUCCCGGGCUUUUGGCCCUCUUGAGCUUGCAGAAGACUAGGGGUUUCGUGCAGAAUGUAUUUUACCCCAAGAACAUAGCCCCCGAAUUGGCUAGCUUCUUGAGCCCUGAAUUCGUGAGAAGGAUGGCCGAACUCAAGAGAAAGAGGGAAGGUGAGGGUGAAGAAGCUAUGGAGCGUGCCGAGGGCCCGAGCCCGGUGAAGCACCCUAGAUUGGAAAUUGAGGAGGGUGAGGAGGAAAUCUUGCCCCCUCCUGAGGAUGUGGAGGAACGUGCCAGAGCGGAGGCCGCAGCAAGCCCCGAAGAAGGCGCAGGCGAUGAAAUGUUUGAAUUUCCUCAACCCGAACCGGCCCCACCAAUGGCUAUGGAAGAGGAAAGUUUUCUACCGCAGGUCGCCCAACCCCUCUCUCAGCAAACGCGAGCCGCCGUCCAUCUCCUGAGAGAACAAUUCUCCGAGCCCUUGGCAAAGAAACAGGUUGUCUUCCAAGACCUCCUCCCCCAUGAAUCCACAACUGCAACCGACGCCACAAAGAUGUUCUUUGAAGUGCUCGUCCUAGCUACCAAGGACGCCAUCGGUGUAAAGCAAGACGGUGGAUUCGGCAGGAUUGAGAUCUCACCGAAAAAGGCACUGUGGGGCGCCUGGGCGGAGGAGAAGGAUGAGCAGCAGAUCCAGGAAGAGAAAGAGCAACAGCAAGAGGAGGAGAAUGCGAAAGAGGGAGGAGAGGGCCAACAUCGUGGCAGGGAGAUGGUCGUUGGAGUCGGCAGGACUGCGGCUGAGGGGACUGCGGCUGCCUGAGUUUUCCAUAAAUAAUGGGGAUAGGGGUUUGUUACGGAAAAGGGAGUUGGGUGUUUUUCUUCUCUUUUUCAUUUCAUUUCAUUCUUUUGCUUUUGUUUUACCUCCACCCUUCGUAUCACCUCUUGCUUACCAACCUGGAUGGGUAAUGAUCUUUUUCUUCUUUUGGACAGUAGUGGGAGGGAUGUUGACCUUUUGGAAUUCUGUGAAAAAGGGUUGGUAGUGGCGAGCAGUAUGUGGAUGGGAUAGGAUAGACAAAGAUACCAUAUUCGAGUUCGUAUUGGGGGGGAAAGAGAGAAGGGAAGAAGGAAAGAAGGGGAAAAAAUCAUAUCCUUGAUGAUCUCUUUUCUUUUAUCCUUUUGGAUUGGAUCAGAGGCUAAGUCGUUAUUUUGUUUUCUCAUGUUCAUGGACAACCUCUCUUUCUUUCUUUACCUUCCUUCUAUGCGCCCGGUUGUGUGUACUGUAUGGGUUGUAUAUUACAGCAAAGCAGAGCAGAGCGAAACAAUGCCACGAGAAACGGAGGAAGUUUUUCUUUUUUUCUUUACUUUACUCUGCUUUUCGAGGUUCCUUUUUCCUUUGUAUUGUUCUUUUUGAAUCGUGUAUGUUUGGAACCCCUGCCCUGGUCUUGUGGGGGUUGUACUGUACUCUAUGUUGGUUCCUUGUACUCCGGGUAAUAUAAGCUAGUUGAAAAUUG